Molecule: messenger RNA, 773 nt
Organism: Musca domestica (house fly)
Lineage: Eukaryota; Metazoa; Arthropoda; Insecta; Diptera; Muscidae
Exons: 3
Coding region: 156-605 (149 amino acids)
Biological process (GO): regulation of synaptic transmission, cholinergic; sleep; positive regulation of voltage-gated potassium channel activity
Source: RefSeq, a predicted model, not a curated record
UUGCAUUCGACUUUCCUUGAGAGUUAAGCCAGCAGCAGUCAUUUGUGAACAGUGUAGGCGUUUGGUUGUGUAAAGCAGAAGCGGAAUUAAAUUUUUCGAAAAAAAAAGAAAAUAACACAGCAGUUGUUGUUCAAAUCGAAAACUAAAAGCGGAAAAUGUCUUCAAUCAAGUAUUUAUUGGCUAUUGCCGUUGUUGCCUCUGUGGCCACCACUGCCUUUGCCGUCCAUUGCUACCAAUGCGAGUCGCUGUCAAACAAAAAAUGCGGUGAACAAUUCGAGGCCGAGGAGAGUAUGAAAGUCGAUUGCAGUAAGGCUGCUGUUCCCGCCUAUCUUCUCUCUUUGUUCACUGGAACUAAUCUCAACUCGACCGGCUGUAUGAAACAAACUGUGGAUGCCAAAAUGGGCGGCAUUCACAUUGUACGUUCCUGCUAUUUCGGUGAUAUUUCCCACACCGAAAAGGGCUGCAAACCCGAUGUCACCGAUUUGUUGUCCACCCAGCUGUCCUGUGAUGUCUGCUCUGGCGAGCUUUGCAACGGUUCCGGUUCAAUGAUGCCCGUCCUGAUGACCAUUGUGGUUUUCUUUGGUCUGGCUCGCCUUUUCUCUUAGGCUGUUUGUGACCUCAUCAUGGAAACCGCAAAAAAAAAUAUUAACUAAAUCCCAUCCGAAUUAAAUGUGUGUCUUUCGCAAAUAUUUACAAAUAAUGUUUUGAUAUGUUUAUUAUUAUUGUUUUUUAUAAGUGUGAACAAAUAAAACGCUAUAUUUAUUUCAUAAAAA